AUUUUCUGUUCAUAAUUCGCUCAUUAUUCAGCUGAGGAAGAGGUUAGGGGGAAACGUCUUGUAAAGGAAAGUAAACUAUAGUAACUAAUAAUGGAUUGUGGAAUGAGGUUCGUUUCUUAUUUUCUGCAACACAUUAGCAAGUUAUCACUAAGAACGACCAUCCAUAGUCCUAGAUUACAGUUCAUUCGCUGCGAAAGUAUAGCAGCGGAAAAAUUAGUGUAUUCAGAAUAUGGAGAUCCCGUGAAAGUUGUUCGUCAAGAGAAGGAAAAGUUGCCGGCUCCCAAGGAAAAUGAGAUUGUAGUUCGAAUGUUGGCUGCCCCUAUUAAUCCAGCAGAUAUCAACACAAUUCAGGGAGUGUAUGCUAUAAAACCUCCACUUCCAUCAAUACCUGGGAAUGAAGGAGUUGGAGAAGUUAUAAGUUUAGGAACAAAAGUGACAGAUCUCAGGAAAGGAGACAGAGUGUUGCCUAGAGCUAAUGCUUGGGGUACAUGGCGAACACAUGCAGUCUGUGAUUCAAAAGAAGUGAUGAAAAUACCUGAUAAUUUUGGCAUUGUUGAAGCAGCUACAAUGACUGUAAACCCAUGCACAGCCUAUCGCAUGCUGCGUGACUUUGUCAGUCUUUCAAGAGGUGAGACAGUAAUACAGAAUGGAGCAAAUAGCGCAGCUGGACAGUAUUUGAUUCAGUUGUGUCGAGUGUGGGGAUUCACCUCCGUGAAUAUUGUGAGAAAUCGAGAGAACAUUGAUGAACUGAAAGCCUUUUUAGUUGAUCUUGGAGCUUCAUAUGUUCUUACAGAAGAGGAGCUCAGAACAACAGAACUAUUCAGGAAAUCAGUGGUGCCAAAACCUAAACUUGCACUAAACUGUGUGGGUGGAAAGAAUGCAUUGGAGUGUCUGCGACACCUUGAUAGAGGUGGCACAAUGGUGACAUAUGGUGGAAUGUCUCGAGAGCCAGUUACUGUUCCUACUUCUGCUCUCAUCUUCAAGGAUAUCAGAGUUUGUGGUUUUUGGAUGACACGCUGGGGUGGAGAUCAUGCUGGUACUCCAGAGCAGGCUGAAAUGUUCCAAGAUAUCUCAAAAAUGUAUGCAGAAGGAAAUCUUAAAGCUCCUGUUCAUAAGCUCAUUCCAUUCAGCAAUUACAAAGAAGGGCUUGAAAAUACAAUGACUAUCAAGGGAUUUACAGGGCUCAAAUAUAUUAUUGAUUUUCAGAGCUAAUAAUUAUAUCUGAUAAUUGUUUUUGGGUAUGGAUUCUUCAGGUAAUUCAAGCUGUAUGAAUAAGAAAUAGUGAAAUAUUCCUCCCUGUUUUACUGUUUAUCUCGAAUACCUAAAUAUGCCUGGCAUAAAACAGUGGUAAAGAAAGUUGAAUUUGGAAAAAAAAUAUUUAAGUCUGAAUGUGCUUGACAGAUGUGUGCAACAAUUGAACAUGAGUAUUAUUUUGGACAUCUUUAGGUUCCCACCCCCCAAAUAUAGUGUUUUGGAAGCUAUGUUUUCCUGUUGUCAGGGAAAAGGGUGGAAAGGUAAGGUUCAUGUUUUUGUGUAUUAUAGCCUCAAUCACUUCUGACUGCUCAUUCUCAUGUUGCAAGCAUCCAAGUUGCUAUAACUGCCCACUUUUUUCGAGGAUGCAACAAAAUGAUCAUCUUCCCUUUUCUCAGAAUAAUCAUUACAUUACAUUACAUUACAUUUAUUCAGCAUUCCAUAAAUCCUUACAUGGUUUUUUCAAAACACCACGGAUAUAGAAGUAGUCAACAUGAGUAAGCAUAAUUACAUACUGCAUCACAUUUGUGCAAUGUCAUAACAGUAGCCAUAUAUAAAUAUUUACAAAAAACAUGAAUACAUGAACAUGGAUAUAGAAGAAGUCAACAUGAGUAAGCGUAAUUACAUAUUGCAUAACAAUUGUGCAAUGUCAUAACAGUUAGCCAUAUAUAAAUAUUAAUAAAACAUGAAUACAUGAACAUAAACCGUCACAUGCAACAAUAAAGUGCUAUUACCUACAAUCUGUAACAAAAUCAGGAACAUCAGUUGUUAUCCUAAUUGUAUUAUGUUUAUUAUUAUUUUAUUUUAUU
This is a messenger RNA of Cryptotermes secundus, 2060 nucleotides long. Its product is annotated as enoyl-[acyl-carrier-protein] reductase, mitochondrial. The transcript has 4 exons. The coding region runs from base 91 to 1212 and encodes 373 amino acids. Gene Ontology annotation, cellular component: mitochondrion. The record is from RefSeq and is a predicted model, not a curated record. Gene Ontology annotation, biological process: fatty acid metabolic process. NCBI's taxonomy places the organism in Eukaryota, Metazoa, Arthropoda, Insecta, Blattodea, Kalotermitidae. Gene Ontology annotation, molecular function: trans-2-enoyl-CoA reductase (NADPH) activity.